CAGAGUAUUGCUGCGGCAGGCGGGUCGGCUGGCUCUCAUGUCGGAGGAGCUCUGUGAAUGAGCUGCUGAGGUGAGCAGCUACAGCUCCUCAGGAGAGGAAUUAAACCCCAGUCCAGGAUACCUGCAGAGGCCUCAGAAGCAAAAUAUAAUAUUUUAUCAGCAUAUCUUCCAAGAGAUGGACCCAGCAUGGACCACCACUGUGCUCCUGGUGCCCUGUGUUGUCGUGCUGACAGCUGGAUUUUUCUACCUCUAUGAUUUCAUUAUUGGUCUGUUGUCAAAAACAUCAGUACGCAACAAGGUGGUGGUUAUAACUGACGCUCUAUCUGGGGUUGGAAAAGAAUGCGCAGGUGUGUUUCACAAAGGAGGAGCGAGGUUGAUCCUCUGCGGGAAAAGCUGGGAAAAACUUGAAGAACUUGCUGAAAAUUUGGCGAACGCCUCAGACCCCACUGUAACGUUUCCUCCUAAGCUGGUGCUGCUGGAUUUUGGAGAUAUGGAAAGCAUGCCUGAGGUGAUCGCAGAGAUCCUGGACUGUUACGGCUGCCUUGAUGUUCUCAUCCUCAACAGCAGCAUGAAGGUCAAAGCACCUGCACAGAGUCUGUCUCUGGAGAUGGACAAGUUACUGAUGGACAACAACUACUUUGGACCGGUCACACUGGCUAAAGGUGUACUGCCCUCCAUGAUCUCAAGGAGAACUGGUCACCUGCUCCUGGUCAACAGCAUUCAGGGGAAACUAGCUGUGCCUUUUCGCACUACAUAUGCAGCCUCCAAACAUGCGGUUCAGGCCUUCUUCGACUGCCUGAGAGCUGAGGUGGAAGAAUAUGGAAUAUCCGUCAGCACCAUCAACCACACCUUCAUCAGUCGCUCUGCGUCUGACAACACACAGGCAGCCUCCUCCAAAUCCAUCUGGUCAUUGUUGUACACUAAGAAGCCCCUCGGCGUUUCUCCAGAUGAGGCAACCACUGAGAUCGUCAAGACUUUAAACAACAAGAGGAGAGAGGUGGUAAUUGCUCCCUCACUCCCCAAGGUGGCCAUCUACGCCAGAUCUUUCUUCCCUAAUGUUUUCUUCGCUGUGAUGGCUGCAGGAGUGAAGAGCGCCGCUGCCUCGGAGAAGAUGUAGCACUGUACUGUACACAGUAUGCUGCCGUACACUGAAACAACAUGGAUAUACUUAUGAUUUAAGUAAUAUUUAUGACCUGUUGUUUGUGUGGAUUCAUGUUUUAUCCUGUUUUUCCAUUAAAUUUCUGAGCUACAUUGAAAAUGUGACCCCUCAGAUUGUAUUGAAACCCUGUCGAGUGUGCCCUUUACUGAACAAGUUGUAAUGACACCUCAGAUGUAUAGUUAUUUUUUCCAUUGUUUCUCCAUCACUAAGAUUUGUUUUCUGUUUAUUUUAAAGUUUAACAAACUUAAAAAAAAAGUGGUCAUCAAAGUGCACAAUUUGCAUAAAAGUAUUCCAAUUAGGAAGAAAAUGCUGCAUUUGUUCUUGUAUUUGUGGAAGUCAUUAUAUUAAGAAUAUCAUUAAUCAGAUAUUUUAUUUAAUCAUAUAUUUCUAUGCUGGGUUUUUUUGGUUGUUUGUUCUGGUUUUUUUUAGUUAAUGUAAUUUUAACAAUAGUUUAUGCUGGCACCAAAUCCACAUAUGCUAAAUGAAAAACUGCUAACAAUUUAUUUUACAUGCCUGUAAAUUCCUGUUUAUUUCCACAUGAUCGCUGGUAUUUGGUGUAAUUACAAGUAAAAUAGAAAGUGAUCAGCUAGUACACUUGUUUUGAAUGCUGAACAACACAACCCUGACACUUAAAUUCAGAGGACAACAACAUGAGCUGAACGAGCAAAAUGUGACAUGUGACAUGCUGCAAAAAUCCCCAAACUGCAGCGAUAGGUGAAGGUAAACUGCAAGUAAAAGUCCAACAGCAGCUAUGCACGAAUUCAAGUUACCAAUAAAUGAUCAUCACAACA
Messenger RNA from Seriola aureovittata, 1950 nucleotides. Its product is annotated as dehydrogenase/reductase SDR family member 7C-B-like. Gene Ontology annotation, biological process: regulation of release of sequestered calcium ion into cytosol by sarcoplasmic reticulum. The record is from RefSeq and is a predicted model, not a curated record. Gene Ontology annotation, cellular component: sarcoplasmic reticulum membrane. The coding region runs from base 176 to 1117 and encodes 313 amino acids. The transcript has 7 exons. Gene Ontology annotation, molecular function: all-trans-retinol dehydrogenase (NAD+) activity. Lineage: Eukaryota; Metazoa; Chordata; Actinopteri; Carangiformes; Carangidae.